Messenger RNA from Erythranthe guttata (spotted monkey flower), 409 nucleotides. RefSeq names its product small ribosomal subunit protein eS28. The record is from RefSeq and is a predicted model, not a curated record. Gene Ontology annotation, biological process: ribosomal small subunit assembly; maturation of SSU-rRNA; translation. Gene Ontology annotation, cellular component: cytosolic small ribosomal subunit; ribosome. Gene Ontology annotation, molecular function: structural constituent of ribosome. NCBI's taxonomy places the organism in Eukaryota, Viridiplantae, Streptophyta, Magnoliopsida, Lamiales, Phrymaceae.
CUAGGGUUUUUGCCACUGUUCCCUUCUCUCCGCAUUCGAGAUCAGGCGAUUCUUCAAUAAUGGAUACGCAGAUAAAGCAUGCUAUUGUGGUUAAGGUUAUCGGGCGAACGGGGUCGAGGGGACAAGUGACUCAAGUGAGAGUCAAAUUUGUGGACGACCAGAAUCGGUUUAUUAUGAGAAAUGUUAAGGGUCCCGUUAGAGAGGGCGAUAUUCUCACCCUUCUCGAAUCCGAGAGGGAGGCGAGAAGGUUGCGGUGAACCCUUAUUCCGAUUUUCGAUCACUAUUCGUUUUUUAAUAUUGAUUUUUUUUUUUUGGGAUUUCAUGAAGUUGAGCAUUUUGUUAAAAUGUGGACAUGUUAUGGGGAGUAGUUGUUGAUUGGAACUUAAUAAUAAUCAAUUUUGGUAUUUAU